AUGAGCCACCGCAAUCCACCUGAGAGCUCCAACAAUCGCGCGACCAACACCAACCCUGAAGCCACCGCUUCGUCGGCUCUUCCUCACCCUGGCAAGACGAGCAUAGAUCUGCAGUCACCUUUCGAUAAGCUCUCGGCAGAGAUUGUGCUUGCUAUCUUUGAGCAUUGUCUGUCCGACACACCCGACGUAGAACGCAAGAAUCAGCUAUGCAACAUUGCCCUAGUCUGCCGCCGCUUUCAAGCACUCCCUUAUACCAACAGUUCGCUUUGGAGGUCCAUAGAGCUGCAGGUGGGAUACUGCUGGGUGUUCAAGGGCUGCGGGGAAGGGAUAUGGUUCUUGGAGAGUGGCCUUCAGAUGCACGAUCACGACGAAGCGGUGGUGACUGCAGACGCGUCAGAAGGCAGCGUGGCGUCUUUGAACGACAACGACGCGUCGACCUACGGAACACUCCCCAGCGAUGAUUUCCCGGAUGAAGAUGCUCUCGCAGAGUUAGUCGAGCAAGCUGUUUCCUUGUCCGGUGAUACAACCAUGGUUGAGACGACCUCUCACGAUGUCACUCACGGCGCCUGGACUCGAAGCACCUUGGAGCAUCACUUGAAGCACUGCGGCUCGGAAGGCACCAUUCGACUCCAUCUCAAUCUCACUGUCUUGACUGAAUCGAUGAAUAUGCGUGACGCUAUGUUCGACCAGUUACGCGACUUGAUCGAUUAUUGGCAUCGCGUACGCGCACUGCGUAUGAAUAUCGACGACUGGGCCAUCGGGCCCCUCGAAAUCAGCAACUACAUUAAUGGCGAGCUUCCUCUCUGGUCUCUUAGUGUGCAAGACUUUUUGCGUCACAGCGAGCGCAUAGUCGUGCGGGUUGUAGAUGCUGUCCAGUUGCAUACAAUCAAACUUGCGCCCGCCAGCAUCCAACUUGUCACCGUCGAAAGCAAGCCUGUAAACUUGUCUGGAUUGGAGAAGGUUGCCCUGAUGGAUGCUGAGCUGUUCUGUAUCUCGGCCGAGGCGCACGGUAAACAUGCAGAAGCCCCACGAAAGAUCAUGUCUCCGAUAGAACGUACUCGUUUUUCUCUGGCGUGCGUAUCGUCCGUGCAACACCUCGUCCUCCAAAAAUCGAACAUCGUGGAAGGAAUGCAAGCAGUCGAAUUCCUGAGGCUACAGUCAUUGAAGAUCAAUGACCAUCCUCUGCAGAUUCUAUAUCUUGUGCGCGCUCUCAACAUGCCGUACAUGCAGAAAUGUUUCUUGCUAUUUCCGAACUGUAUCAGCUUUCAAUACGACGAUGUGGACCUGGAUGUACAGGAGGCGUCCCUUAUCCACCUUGCAAACGCGAACGGAUCAAGUCUUCGGCACCUUAUUAUCAAGCAUGCCUAUUGCACGAAUGACGCUUGGAACAGCGUGUUGACGAGACUUCGUGGAAUCGAGUCUCUGGCAUUGUUUGCUGGUGCCUUAGACAACAAAUUCAUCGACCUGUUCCGUUCGGGGGGGACACUCCCCGCGCUGAAGGACCUCACACUCGAUGCAUGCAUCCCAUUCUUCCAUCCUCGUGCCGAUCCCUUCAAUGGCAAUCAUUUUUAUCCAUUCAGCGCCAAACGAAUCGCUUCGAUGGCCAAUCAAAGAUCCGGAGAGAGAAAUGGACUGAUUUCGAUCCGCUUUGCUUUGGGCUGGCCGAGGGAACUUUCAAAGAAGAUCAAGCAGGUGUUGAUGGAGACUGUGCAGUCCCGUGAUCUAACCCUCUCAAGCUGGAUAAACCCCUGCCCAAAGCUCGAGGAGUUGGAGCGAGACAUGAAAAUAUGGUAA
Molecule: messenger RNA, 1794 nt
Organism: Dacryopinax primogenitus
Lineage: Eukaryota; Fungi; Basidiomycota; Dacrymycetes; Dacrymycetales; Dacrymycetaceae
Exons: 1
Coding region: 1-1794 (597 amino acids)
Molecular function (GO): protein binding
Source: RefSeq, a predicted model, not a curated record